Molecule: messenger RNA, 1611 nt
Organism: Ilyonectria robusta
Lineage: Eukaryota; Fungi; Ascomycota; Sordariomycetes; Hypocreales; Nectriaceae
Product: beta-lactamase/transpeptidase-like protein
Exons: 3
Coding region: 1-1611 (536 amino acids)
Source: RefSeq, a predicted model, not a curated record
AUGCGCUCAUCACUCUCCUCGCUCGUCGCGAUACUGCUCUUCGGCGCAUUGCCUGUUUCAGUGUCGACGCAAGACACUGACAAUGUUACUUUUUCAGCAUGCCCUCUUAUCGGCGCAUAUUACCCUCCGCCAACUAUUUCCAAGUCAUCGGGUGCAUUCAGUCAACUCGCAUCCACAUUCACCGAUGUCUUUGACGAACUCGUCAAGGAUGGCGGCAGCGAGAAAUACGGUUCCAUCAUGCCCAACACAACCUCCUUUUCCGUGGUCCUCUUUGGCGGCUCACAUUCUCUUCGUGAAGAUCCCAUCUUCUUUGAAUACCACUAUACCUCUCCCGCGGACCAGUCUGUUACCGGCGCAAGUCUCACCUCAAGCACAAAGUUCCCCGUUGGCGAUGUGACCAUGGUAUUCACUGUAUACGCGUGGCUAGUCGAUAAGGGCGAGCAGUGGGAGGAGUCCAUUACUAAAUACCUACCAGAGCUGGCUCGUAUCGAGGGACCGCUCACGGUUCCUUGGGAAGAUGUUACGAUUGGGUCGUUGGCAGGCCAAAUGUCUGGACUAAGUCGUCAAUCCUUCGCGAGCGACUUUGCCGAAAAGUCCCCCAUUUUCCUCCCCGACACCACCCCCAUGGUUUCUUACGCGGCGUUCCAGCUCCUCGCGUUUGCAAUGCAGAGGGAAAACGGUCACAAGAGAGGAAAUCACUCCUGGGCUUCGGUUCUCGAAAAGACUCUACUACGAUCUCUAAACAUGACUUCCACGAGUCUUUUGUGCGAUAAUAUGACCGAUGUGUUCGCCAUUGAUGGGUUGAAUAUUUCACAAAUCGGCGAACCUGGCGCCCUAUCCCUCGUCAGUUCGAUUGAGGAUCUGGCCCGCGCCGGCCACUCUAUGCUAUCGUCGACACUCCUUGCCCCUGCAAUCACUCGGCGCUGGCUACAUGCUAAUGCAGACACAUCUAAUCUGCGCAAUGGUGUCGGCCGUCCCUGGGAGGUAUACCGUGCUGGGUCCUCCGCCAUCUCGCCUGUUCUCGACGUGUUGACCAAGUCUGGCACUAUCGGACAAUAUGCAAGCUACUUCGGUCUUGCACCAGAUUUUGGAGCUGGUUUCGCCAUUUUAGCGCACGAUAGCACUGUCCAGGACCGCAAGCUCGAUCUCAACGUUUAUGCCGACAUUGUCAGUGAGUCUCUUGGCUAUAUGCAGGUAUUUGCAGCCAAGGAAUUGGCCCUACGGUAUGCCGGCAGAUACGAGGGUGAAGACCAUGCUGUAGCUGUUCUCAACCUUACUGAUGAUGGACCGGGCUUGGAGGUCCAAAGCUUGAUUCUUGGCGAGGUGGACUUGAAGGCUGAAGUCGCCAAGAAACUCGAUGUCAAGCUCGCAAACCUGGACUUCAGAAUCUACCCGACAAAUGUGCAGGAUACGAGCAAGCACCAAUUCGUCGCUGUUUUCCAGGAUAAGAGUGCUCCAAUCGAUAUGGGCACCCCAACGUGCAUCACUUGGCAGGAAGUUGGUGCGACAACUGGCAUCAAGUACAGCCUGGUCUUUCUUCUAGAUACAGGUGGCAAUGCUGUCGGCCUGGAACUCCUCAACGCACAAACGGUCUUUAAGCGGAUGGAAUAA